Gadus chalcogrammus (walleye pollock) is the source of this 1917-nucleotide messenger RNA. RefSeq lists its product as uncharacterized. The coding region runs from base 1 to 1029 and encodes 342 amino acids. The record is from RefSeq and is a predicted model, not a curated record. The transcript has 2 exons. Lineage: Eukaryota; Metazoa; Chordata; Actinopteri; Gadiformes; Gadidae.
AUGGUGAAAGCGAAGGAUUUAGGCAUUUUGAAAAAGCAUUCAGCAGAUCAUCCAUUGCUCAAGCGCUUUGCCGACUACCUAAAGAAUGAUUACGAAAAUGCAAAGUACCAACAGGAGGUUGACACUGUUUCCCGGUACCUGUAUUUUGCUGAUCCUACGGAACCAUCUUUGAAGUUUGUCAAUGACAGAGAGAAGCUCAGAGACUUCCUGGGUCAACAGGCUAAGGCAGGGUAUAAGGCACAAACAUCAGGAAAUUACAUCAAGUGCUUGAAAAGGUUCUUGGAGUUCCACUUGACAAGGACCGGCUUGAGACAGGAUGACAGGGAGCUCUACAAGCAGUGCACGUUAUAUUUGAGUUUUUUAACUUCUUCACAGAGUGUCCUCUCUAAGCAAGCGAGCAAAGAAAUUGUGCAAAAGAGGCAUGCCUUGUUGUUUGACAAAAGUCAACCCACACCUCGUGAAUGCUUGGCUGUUCUUGAUAAAGGUGAAGGUGACUUAGUGAAAAUCAUGAAUCAACUUGAUGACAGUUCUUCUUCCUCCCUGAGUAGGACUGAGUGCAUAUUUGUGCUAUACUAUCUUGAGGCAAUUGUCAUACUAAGACACUGCCAACGGCCAUGUGUGGUGCAGAGCAUGAAGGUCAAGGAAUGGCUUGAACGGAAACACGCAGAUGAUGAUUCAAUCGUUUUUGUAAAGGACCACAAGACGGCUGCACAUUUUGUGGUCUCAAUUGUCCUGUCCAAGAAGGAGGAGGCGUGGUUUGAGAAAUAUUACAACAAAGUGCGGCCACAGCUCCUUGCUGGCGAAAGGAAACGUAAGCGAGAUGAGCAGGAUGAGAAGGAUGGAGAUGAUUUUUUCUUUGUGUCCUCCCGCGGUAAGCCAAUUUACAAUGCAGCUGGUGAUCUGAUAAAGCUCCAGCAAAAGUGCAACGUCCCCCAGGUGAGCAGCCAGGUUGUACGGAGGGUAUUUGAGACAGCAGCUAACCGCCUGGAUGACCCUCAGAAGAAAGCAGUUUCUGACUACCUGGGAUGAGGACUCCAAAAUCGUACCAUGACCCGUUUGGUGAGAUGUUUCAUAUGUUUUUUAGUGGAACAAUUCUUGGCAUGUAUGGAUAAACUUUCUGAAUAUGAUGCGUGGCCUUUGACCUUUGGGGGGUGGUGGGGCGGCGGGUGACUCCUAAAGCUUACAGGGCAUCUGCCUUCAGAGACACAUAUGACAUGUCCCUGUUUGGUGAAAUGUUUCAUCUGUGUGUUUGUUUGUGCUGAUGGCUCUUUAAAGGAUAGGGAUGAGGACUCCAAAAGCGUGAAAUGACCCAUUUUGGUGAAAUGUUUCAUAUGUGUUUUUUAGUGCUGAUUUUUGUUUUUGUUGUGUAGCUGUUUUGCAACUUGUUCUAGCUUGUGUAACUUAAAUUGAGGUUCUGUGGUGAUAUCCUGUUUCUUAUCUUUAGAGAUAUAUCAAUUAAAAAUCUUAUUCAUUCUAGAGGACUGCUGAGGUUUCUCUCAUUUUGGUAAACUUCAACACACUUGCAGACUUUUUCCAAGAUUGGCUUUUUUUCCAAAGACAGAGAUACACUUUCAAGAUAUUUUAUUAACAUUUGCACUUCACAUUUUGAUUCAUCAUUUCAAUCACACAUUCCCCAAGGUCUGGAAAAUAAAUAAUUGUGUCUGUACAUAAAUGGAUGCAUUUCAUUCACACACAGAGCAACUGUGGAACUGCAAUGCAUUUUUGGAUAAUUUCUUCAAGUGAAACCAGUUUGACUGGUCCUUCCACAAAAGAUGUGAAACCAAUUUGAAUGGCCCAUUUACAAUUUCUGAAGCAGCACAUGACUAAAGGGGUGGGGCUUAGUGUAUUCUCCAACCGCACCACUCAGUCCGAUUAGGGCACCCGUUUCGGCCUCAGACGCGACGUUGUCCCGCUGCU